Messenger RNA from Phacochoerus africanus (Common warthog), 1426 nucleotides. It is a transcript of the gene ZGLP1, whose product is annotated as zinc finger GATA like protein 1. The record is from RefSeq and is a predicted model, not a curated record. Gene Ontology annotation, molecular function: zinc ion binding; sequence-specific DNA binding. NCBI's taxonomy places the organism in Eukaryota, Metazoa, Chordata, Mammalia, Artiodactyla, Suidae. Gene Ontology annotation, biological process: regulation of transcription by RNA polymerase II; spermatogenesis; oocyte development. Gene Ontology annotation, cellular component: nucleus. The transcript is spliced from 5 exons. Bases 324 to 1124 code for a protein of 266 amino acids.
AGGCCCCGCCCCGCAGCCGCGGAGGGAUUUGGAAGGGUCCCGGCAGCCCUUGGCCACAAGGGGUGUGCAGGCCACCUACAGAGAGGCGGAAGGGAGAGAGGGGCAGAGGCUGGCCUGAAGCUGGGGCCUUGGAGGUCUGUGCCCAGCAUCGCCCGCCAGAGGCGCACGAUCCCACCGGCCCCGCCCAUCUCAGGUGGAGCUGGUUGCCCUCUCUGCCAGAAGCGCCCCCCCACCCCAGGUGGGGCUCAUAGGGUGGGCCUGGCGUGGGCGGGACGCGGCGAGAGACUUGGGAACGGGGGCUGGGCUGAGCUGGGCUGAGCGACAUGGAGGCCGAGCCAACCCCGGAUUUUAUGCUCCGAGAGCUGCGGGCGCCGCCCUGUUUGCACCCCGAGCCUCCCCCAGGAACCCCUGCCCAGAACGCACCAAGGACCCCAGGAUGCUUCAGACCCAGUGGCAGGUACUUCUGGUCUGCACACCAGGACUCCGUCACUGCCCUGCGCUUCCUCCAAGAGACAGCAGAGGGGCUGGCGCAGCCCCCCGCCUGGGACACCCAGGCCCAGGGGCCCUGCUGGAAGCCAAAGGCCCUGAGGACUCCGGGACCCUUACCUCUGGCCAAGGAUGCCAAGAACAUGCUGAGCCACAGCCCAGGGCCCCCAGAGGCUCCCCCAGCCUCUUCCGCCCAGCCACAGAGAAAGCCCAGAAAGCAGCCGAAUCCCCAGCGGGGCGCCGAGAAAGUGGACCCCCUGUUUGAGGGGGUGACCCUGAAGUUUCAAAUAAAGCCGGAUUGCAGCCUACAGAUCAUACCCAGCUACAGCCUAGCCUGCAGCAGCCGCUCUCAGGGUCCCAUGACAGGCCCUGCCCGAGGCCCAGAGGCCAACCUGGGAGGCAGUGAAGCCCUGGGGCCCCGACGCUGUGCUUCCUGUAGGACCCAGAGGACCCCGCUCUGGAGAGAUGCCGAAGAUGGGACCCCGCUCUGCAAUGCCUGUGGCAUCAGGUACAAGAAAUAUGGCACUCGGUGCUCUAGCUGCUGGCUGGUGCCCAGGAAAAAUGUCCAGCCCAAGAGGCUAUGUGGCAGAUGCGGGGUGUCCCUGGGCCCCCACCCAGUCCCAACUCAGGAAGGGUAAGCCCUUCCUCACCCAGCCAAGCCUCUCCUGCCUCAGUUUCUCCAGGGGGAGAACGGGCAGACGCCUUCCUAGGGGAAAGAGCCUGAGUCCUGAGGGGUCCAGCCUGCCUCCUCUCUGCCCCUUCCCCAUUCAGAGACCCCCAAGUGCAAAGUCCUGGCUCAGGGGGUCACUGGCCCCCUUCCCGGCCCCUGCUUCCAUCAGGCUUGGCUGAGCAUCCCCCACCCUCAAGAAAUGCCCUCUGCUGUGACACUGAUAUUGUUAAUAGCAGUGACAAUAAAGAGUAGAACUAUUCAGAGAAGGGG